AUGCCACACGAUAGAUCAUUGCUAAAAGAGUUUACAACCAACUUUGUUAUCAUUGUAACUCACCUGUUAGAUGAUUUAUCGUUCCAAAAAAUCGCCACCCAAUCAAAAUCCUUUGUAGGCACGGCGGGCACCAAUCAACUGUACGAGGCUAGUAAUGCGGUGGAUGGAAACACAGCAACAUGUAUGAGAACAAUAGUAAUAGGCACAGGACUUAGCACCCCUGAUAAGACUGUCUGGUGGAAAGUUGAUCUUGGUGGUGUGUACAACAUUUACAGAAUUAACAUCCUAUUUAAAAACUACGACGGUUACGAGGACCGUCAAAGAGGACGAUUUGCAGGAUUCUCGCUGUACGUGUCCGACACAGAUGUAUCAUUUGAUGCUGGUAUAAAAGGUUCCAAUCUGUGUUACAAGGACGGACCUCAGUUACCACCCUUAAACUUUACAACAGUAUGUACAGAAAAAGGACGAUACGUCAUAUAUUACAACGAAAGGUUAGACGGAGUUAUCUACCCGAAAGGAUAUGAAGUCACAAAUGUAUAUGAGGAGCUCUGUGAGGUCAUAGUUCAAGGGUGUAAAAAUGACGGUUUCUACAGCAGUAACUGUGACACUCCUUGCCCCAACAACUGUAAAGAUAGCACUUGUCACAUAGAGAGUGGAGCGUGUUUCACGUGUAAACCUGGAUGGACCGGAGUACAUUGUAAUACAAAAUGUAGAGAAGGAUGGUACGGUAUAAACUGUGACCAGCCGUGCGUAGGCCAUUGUAGAGACAACGCCACCUGCAAUCAUGUGAUUGGUCAAUGUGACAGAGGGUGUGCUGCCAGAUGGACAGGAAAACUGUGUGACAAAGGGCAGAUGUUUUCCGUCAACCAAGAUAUCAACGCUUCGAAAAAUGGUAGUAGUGGUGCUUUUACGUCACCUGGAUAUCCUGGAAAUUAUCAAAACGAUGCACAUUACACAUGGACUUUGACAACUGGAGAUUCUAACGCAGCGGUCGUAUUUAACAUUACUGACUUUGAUUUGGUAAAGUACCACUUUACUUCAAAGUGUGAGGAUUAUUUACAGAUAGAGAGGAUAGAACCGUAUUAUAUACGAAUUAUAAAAAGAUGUGGACAUUUUGCUCCAUUUAAUCUUGUGUACACUGGGAACAUUUUCGUCGUUACAUUUGUGUCGGAUAGCAUUUACAACUCUAUAGGGUUUUAUUUCUCCUGGAAAGAAAACAAAAGAUCGAACGACGACAACAGAGACAACCAAGACAACAUCAUCAAGAACAACAACACCAAAUCCAAUAGCAAAAAAAUCAACAAGGGAGAUCCAUACGCUGCCGUCAGCUAUGUUGACUUCGAGCAAAAAACAGCCGAGUACACACAAAAAUGUUCCAUUAACAAAGAAUACAGAGUCGUUUAUAGUAAAAGACAGAGGGAAAAAAAGAAAACCUUUUAA
This is a messenger RNA of Magallana angulata, 1440 nucleotides long. Its product is annotated as cubilin-like. Bases 1 to 1440 code for a protein of 479 amino acids. The record is from RefSeq and is a predicted model, not a curated record. The transcript has 8 exons. NCBI's taxonomy places the organism in Eukaryota, Metazoa, Mollusca, Bivalvia, Ostreida, Ostreidae.